AUGGGCGCAGGGGUCGGCCCCCCUCUGUGGGUGUCGGUCUCCCUAUCUGUGUUUUGUGCGUUUUCCAGUGCCAUUUUCUCCGGUUUAACGCUCAGUUUGAUGUCCUUUGAUGUUUUUCAAUUGCAAUUGCUGACCUAUGUGACUUCUAAUGACCCAAAUGAACUGAAAAAUGCUGAACGUGCGAGGAGGAUAUUACCAUUGAGAAAAGAUAGUUAUCUUUUGCUUUCAACGUUGAUUGUGGGAAAUGUUAUGUCAAAUGUAGCUAUAUCUAUUCUGUUGGGUGGACUUUUGGAUCAGUUUAUUGGAUUUCUCAUAAGUACAGUAAUUACUACCAUUUUGGGGGAGAUAACCCCUCAAGCCAUAUUCAUAAAACACUCUUUAUAUUUUGGAAGUUUAUUUGCUCCACUAGUGCGCAUUAUUGAAAUAAUUUUGUACCCUAUUGUCAAACCCAUAUCCCUAAUACUCAGUUAUUCCUUGGGUAAUAUAAAGGGAACUAUAUACACAAAAAAUGAACUCAAAGCACUCUUUGAUAUCCACAGGUUGGAAGGGAAUGUAUUGAGUGAUGAAGAAUGUAUGAUGCUGAAAGGAUGUUUGGAUAUAGCACAUGUCAAGGCUAAAAACUUAAUGACGCCACUAAAAAAAAUUUUUGGAUUAUCUGUAUCGACUAAACUCACCCAUGAUGUCAUCAGAGCAAUUACUAAAUCGGGAUUUUCUAAAAUACCAAUUGUAGACUAUUCACAGGAAUCCUGUAUUCUUGGGAUGAUUUACACCAGAGAUCUACUUAACGUAAAACUUGUUGAAAAUAUUACGUGUGGUGAAGUUUUACUUAAAUUCGGCAAAACCAUUUAUGCAUUAGAUGAAGAUGUUGGGCUAAUAACAGUUUUGUCGUACUUUCAUCACAGUACUGCUGAUUUUGCUAUCGUUCGUCGUGUUGUGGAAUUGAGUGAUAAUGAUCCCUACUAUAAGCACGUAGGUAUACUUACUUUGAAGAGCAUGAUUAACAAGAUUAUUCAGGUUGAUUUGAAAUAUUCGCAGUAUGUUAUGCACGAGAUAUUCACUGGCGUUGACACUAGUGAUGUUGUUGAUUUCAACAGAGAACUGAUUUCGAAGAUAUGUAACGAAUUCAAUCCCUGUGUGAAGUACAAGGUAGAGAAUAUUUUGAAUAACACAAUUGCAAACAAACUCUCAUUCAACAACUAUCCUCCCCAUACUAAGAUAUUUCAUUACAAAAAAGAUAUUUCUGGGCUAUACAUCAUGAUAAAGGGGUCAGUAUCAAUAUGUGCACCCAGUGGUAAUAUAGUCAAGCACGCACCGUGUAUUUUGCACGAGCCUGUGGAUGUUAUUUCACUAACAUCGAUUUUACACAACCCUCUACCUAAAGAUAUUAUCGCAAUUACUGUACAAGAAUUAGAAGAUAACCUGGGAGUUGAAAUAGUGUCACUGUAUGACACAAUCACCAUUGAAGACACCGUUGUAUACGGCUUAAAGUACGAAGAGAGUCUACAAAUACUUUCACUCAUCAAGUGA
Messenger RNA from Babesia microti strain RI, 1527 nucleotides. RefSeq names its product Domain of unknown function DUF21. The coding region runs from base 1 to 1527 and encodes 508 amino acids. The record is from RefSeq and is a predicted model, not a curated record. The transcript is spliced from 4 exons. Gene Ontology annotation, biological process: magnesium ion homeostasis. Lineage: Eukaryota; Apicomplexa; Aconoidasida; Piroplasmida; Babesiidae.